AAUGUAAAGAAGAGGCUCGCUGUUGCUACUCCAACUCAGUGACAGAUAGAUACCUCUAUUUAACAUGCCAACAUUCACAGAGUCAAUGCACACUCGCAUCAGCUAAUUCUAGUCACGUCCCUCCCACAUCUCCUGAGAAAGAAUGGUUUUUGAAUUCGCAGCCACUGCCUCAGUGCCAUGGAGCUACCUCCUGUACGGGGUCCUGGGCUGCGUGCUUCCAUGGCAGGCAGGCCUGCUGGUGGACCGGCUGUGGUGGCGGCCGCGGAGGCUGGAGCGAACGCUGCGCGCGCAGGGCGUCGGCGGCACGACCUACCGCUUCCUCAUGGGCGACCUCAAGGACUUCGGCCGCCUCAACGAUGAGGCCUGGUCCAAGCCCCUGCCGAUCGGCUGCCACGACAUCGUUCCCCGCGUCAUACCCUUCCUCUACAACAACGUCCGGGAUCAUGGCAAACCCUGCUUCUCCUGGUUCGGCCCCGUCGCCAACGUGGCCAUCACUGACCCUGAGCUUGUCAAGGACGUGCUGUCCAACAAGUUCGGCCACUUCGAGAAGCCCCAGUUCAAGGUUCUGACCAAGCUGCUUGCCAACGGCCUCACCACCCACGAGGGCGAGAAAUGGGUCAAGCACAGGAGGAUCCUCAACCCUGCGUUCCAUCUCGAGAAGCUCAAGCUCAUGCUACCAGCUUUCUCUGCAAGCUGUGAAGAGCUCGUUAGCAGAUGGAAGGAGUUCCAUGGUUCCAACGGCUCGUGUGAGGUGGAUGUAUGGCCGGAGCUCCAGAACCUCACCGGAGAUGUCAUUUCUCGCACAGCUUUUGGUAGCAGCUACCUCGAAGGAAGAAGGAUUUUCCAGAUACAGUCCGAGCAAGCUAAGCUCUUUGUUGGUGCUCUCCAGAGGAUUAUCAUUCCUGGUUACCUGUUAUUGCCGACCAAAAACAAUAGACAGAUGCGCAAAAACAACAAUGAGGUCGAAUCAAUCUUACGAGGUUUAAUUGGAAAAAGAAUGCAAGCCAUGGAAGAAGGUAAAGGCUCUGAGGAUGAUCUACUAGGCCUAUUGCUAGAAUCGAAUAGGAAGGACAUAGACGAAAAUGGCCAACCUAGCCAAGGAAUGACAAUGGAUGAUGUUGUCGAGGAGUGCAAGCUAUUCUACUUGGCCGGAAUGGAGACAACAUCUGUACUGCUUACAUGGACGAUGAUCGUGCUAAGCAUGCAUCCAGAGUGGCAAAAUCUUGCAAGGGAGGAGGUCCUAGGUUUGUUUGAGAGAAACAAACCUCAUUACGACGGCCUUAGCCGACUCAAAAUUGUGACCAUGAUCCUUCACGAGGUCCUUCGGUUAUACCCCUCAGCUACCGUGUUUAGCCGAAAAACUUAUAAGGAUAUGGUUAUUGGAGGCGUCAGAUAUCCUGCUGGUGUGUUCAUUGAGGUGCCUGUGUUGUUCAUGAACCAUGACCCGGAUAUAUGGGGAAGUGAUGUGAAUGAGUUCAAACCUGAAAGAUUUGCCCAGGGCAUUUCCAAGGCAUCAAAGCACCCAGGCGGAUUCUUAUCAUUUGGUUGGGGGCCACGGGUCUGCAUUGGCCAGAAUUUUGCACUGCUCGAAGCCAAGAUGGCAUUAACCAUGAUCCUUCAGCAUUUCGAAUUUGGGCUCGCACCAUCAUAUAUACAUGCACCACACACCGUGAUGACGUUGCAGCCGAUGCACGGUGCGCAAAUUAAGCUUAAAGCUAUAUGAACGCACAUAGUUUCAAGUAGUUAUUGCUAUGUUGGUUGUGAAAUGUGAGCUUUGUAUGAGUGGAUAAUAAUGUCAUCUUGAUGUAUUUUGUUUACGCUUGAUAUUGUACUUAAACGGUUGUACUAUCU
This is a messenger RNA of Lolium perenne, 1851 nucleotides long. RefSeq names its product cytochrome P450 CYP72A616. Gene Ontology annotation, molecular function: heme binding; oxidoreductase activity, acting on paired donors, with incorporation or reduction of molecular oxygen; iron ion binding. The record is from RefSeq and is a predicted model, not a curated record. Lineage: Eukaryota; Viridiplantae; Streptophyta; Magnoliopsida; Poales; Poaceae.